AUGGAGAAGCAGGAUUCCAUUAGACCCUCAUCACCUGUAGUUGCUCAUGAAGUGGUAACUCCAAUCCAAAUUGAUGUUGGUGAGGGUGAUUUAGGGUUAGCAUUAACCUUAUACAAAUCAGCAACACCUGAAUUUAGUAGGUCUAAAGGUUGGAAACAUAGUAAAGGGGCAUCGUCUUGUAGUAGAAAGCUUAACUUGGAUUGGGAAGGUGCUGAAAAAACAAUGGCAUGUGGUGAAGUUGAUAAGGGUAAGGGUGUAGAACGAUUUGUAGAUGAAUUUGUUGUAGUUGAUGCAGAAAAAGAGUUAAACAACGAGAUUGAUGUGAAUGAAGAACUUGAUGUGAACAAAUCCAAUGGUGAGGGUGUAGAAGGAUUUGCAAAUGAGGGGUAUAGAGUUGUCAUGGAUAAUGAUCCUGAAGGAGUCAAUGAAUUUUCAACUAACAUCAACAUAGAUGAUGAGUUAAUGACAAACUUUCAACCUUUUGAAGGGUUUGAAGACCAAGAUAGCAUCCCAUUUAAUGGGUUUGAAGACCAAGAUAAUAUUCCUUUCAAUGAUGAGUGGAGACAAGAGGAGCCUAAUGACAUUGCGUUUGAGAAUCAAAACAGUGAAGAUGAAGAUAGUGACUUUAUGAUUGAUGAGGACAACAUAAUUGAAGAUGUUGACGUUGACAUGGAGGAUUUCAAUCUAAAUAUUGAUACAGAAGCAAAGUUCAAUGGAUGUCAAAGAAUGGGUGGUCAAAGAAAUGAAGAUAGUGAUGAAGAAGAUGAUUUGGAGGUAAUUGACAAUGACGAGUGGGAUUCACUAAGUGAUGACUCAGGGGACAACAGGAAAAGAAGAGAAAUGAUCAAAGAGCUAGGGAAACAAACCUUAUGUUCUGCUGGUGAGGUGCACAAGGUAGCUUUUCAUAUUGGGUAG
This is a messenger RNA of Lactuca saligna, 915 nucleotides long. The record is from the annotation of a GenBank genome assembly. NCBI's taxonomy places the organism in Eukaryota, Viridiplantae, Streptophyta, Magnoliopsida, Asterales, Asteraceae.